AUGGCGAAGAGAAUCACCAAAUCAAUCUUCAAGACAAGCUCUCUCUCAUGCCAAAACAAGCCCUCGACAUGUUCGAUCCUCAGGAGGCAGUCGACAUACACACCGGCUCCUUCCCAUGCAGUUUCCAUCAAGCCUACUGAACUGUCUUGUUCACCCUUAGCGAGACUUCCAACAUCAAGCAUCUUACGAAGUCUGUUUCUGAGCAUCUUCUUCACGAACGCAGCCCUGUUCAGGCCAGGACUAGCAAUUUUCGGCAAGAUUGCAAAUUCACGUUCCGCAUGGCUGAACCCAGAUAACAAUCCUCUGAUACGACCAAUAACUCGCAAGCUGAUAUAUGACCAGUUCUGUGCUGGCAAGAAUCGUGACGAGAUAUCCAACACAUCUUCGAUGAUCAGGGAUCAAGGAUUCACGGGAAUUGCUCUGACAUAUGGCAGAGAAGUGCAGCUGGACAAGCACAACAAGACACAUGGAUGUCAGAAGUCACAGGAAGUCGAGAUUGAGGAAUGGAAGAAUGGCAAUCUUGAGACGAUAGACAUGAUCGGAAGAGGUGACUGGUUGGCUUUGAAAUUCACAGGUGCUGGUGUGUGUAUCACUGAGGCAUUACGGGAAGGAAAACCAGUUCCAGCACAAUUCAUGCAGGCAAUGGAUGAGAUAUGCAAGGGUAUCGCUGCAAAGAAUUGCAGAAUCUGGGUCGAUGCUGAGCAGCAGGCUCUGCAGAAAAGCAUUGACUCAUGGACAUUUGAUCUAAUGAGGAGGUACAAUAUAGGGGGACAGCUCUUGAUAUACAGCACAGUGCAGGCAUAUCUCAAGUCAUCAAGGGACAAAGUUCAGCGACAAUUGGAACUUGCUGCGAAAGAAGGUUGGAGAUCCGGAAUCAAGCUUGUUCGUGGUGCAUACAUUGCCAACGAUCAAAGAAGUUUGAUCCAUGACACGAAAGCGGACACUGAUGCAUCCUACAACGGUAUUGUCGACGAUCUGCUUCGAGGGAGGAACUUCCCAAUUUUUGCAUCACAACCAGAUCUGAAAUUCGACCUUCUCUUGGCUGGACACAAUUCAAAAACUAUCAGAACAGCUGCAAAGUUGGCAAAUGAGCUUGCCAGUGCAGGGCAACUGAAAGUCAUUCCAGAGUUCGCUCAACUGCAAGGGAUGGCUGACGAUAUUGGUUGUGAGCUAGUUCAGAUGGGAGAUGAUAUGGUCAAGGAGAAUCCCAACACGUUAUUUGUGCCGAGAGUGUACAAGUGUUUGACGUGGGGAUCAAUUCAAGAAUGCAUGCAGUAUCUGCUACGGCGACUGGUCGAGAAUCGUGGUGCUGCGGAUAGGAUGAAGGAAGGAGCUGUUCAGCUACGACAGGAGUUGAGGAGGAGAUUAGUAGGGUUCUGA
Molecule: messenger RNA, 1380 nt
Organism: Lithohypha guttulata
Lineage: Eukaryota; Fungi; Ascomycota; Eurotiomycetes; Chaetothyriales; Trichomeriaceae
Product: proline dehydrogenase
Exons: 1
Coding region: 1-1380 (459 amino acids)
Cellular component (GO): mitochondrion
Molecular function (GO): FAD binding; proline dehydrogenase activity
Source: RefSeq, a predicted model, not a curated record